AUGAAGCACUCGGGUCAGAAUAGUACCCGGAAUACGCUGCAUCAUGGCAUUGGACCCUUUCUGGUCAUAGCCCAGUUUUUUGGUGUCCUGCCAGUUUCGGGUAUUUGGCCAAGUUCUCGACCGGAUAAAGUUCACUUUCGGUGGAUAUCUCCAGCAUUGUUGGCAGCUUUGGUUCUGUUCACCUUUUCCAUUGUGGACUUUGCUUUGUCCUUCAAAGUGGUGAGCGAUCAUGGUCUUAAAUUCUAUACCAUAGGUUCCCUUAGCUUCAGUGUGAUCUGCAUCUUUUGUUUCGGAGUCUUCCUGCAUCUUUCCCGACGCUGGUCUUAUAUCAUCCGCCGGACAGCAGAGUGUGAGCAAAUCUUCUUGGAGCCCGCCUACGAUUGUCGAUAUGGCCGCCACUUCUCCAGACGAGUGCGUCUCUGGGGCAUUAUCCUCUUAGUGGCUGCCCUGUGCGAACACUCGACCUAUGUGGGAAGUGCCCUGUACAAUAACCACCUGGUCAUUGUGGAGUGCAACCUGGAUGUGGAGUUUUGGCAGAACUAUUUCCAGCGGGAGCGACAACAGCUUUUCCUAGUGCUCACCUUUACCGGCUGGUGGAUACCCUUCAUCGAGUGGACCACCCUGUCGAUGACCUUUGUGUGGAACUUUGUGGACAUAUUCCUGAUCCUUGUUUGCCGUGGCAUGCAGAUGCGAUUCAAGCAGCUACACUGGAGGAUUCGACAGAAUAUGAGACAGAAAAUGCCCAACGAGUUCUGGGAAAGAGUACGGAGUGAUCUCCUGGAUCUUAGCGAUCUUCUUGGCCUCUACGACAAGGAAUUGUCCGGGUUGAUUCUGCUAUCCUGUGCCCACAAUAUGUAUUUUGUUUGUGUGCAGAUCUAUCACAGUUUUCAGUCCAAGGGAAACUAUGCAGAUGAGCUGUACUUCUGGUUCUGCCUGUCGUAUGUCAUCUUUCGAGUUUUGAACAUGAUGUUUGCUGCCUCAUCGAUUCCCCAAGAGGCCAGGGAAAUAUCCUAUACCCUAUACGAAAUCCCCACCGAGUUUUGGGGCGUGGAACUAAACCGUUUAAACGAGAUUUUUGUGUCAGAUCAUUUUGCUUUAAGUGGCAAGGGGUAUUUUCUGCUAACCAGACGUUUAAUUUUUGCGAUGGCAGCCACUUUGAUGGUCUAUGAACUGGUAUUGAUCAACCAAAUGGCGGGAUCUGAAGUCCAGAAGAGUUUCUGCGAGGGCGGCUUGGGCUCCUCCAAGAGCAUAUUUUCCUAA
Molecule: messenger RNA, 1260 nt
Organism: Drosophila bipectinata
Lineage: Eukaryota; Metazoa; Arthropoda; Insecta; Diptera; Drosophilidae
Gene: Gr64c
Product: Gustatory receptor 64c
Biological process (GO): sensory perception of sweet taste; detection of chemical stimulus involved in sensory perception of taste
Cellular component (GO): membrane
Molecular function (GO): sweet taste receptor activity
Source: RefSeq, a predicted model, not a curated record